Molecule: messenger RNA, 5116 nt
Organism: Alosa alosa (allis shad)
Lineage: Eukaryota; Metazoa; Chordata; Actinopteri; Clupeiformes; Clupeidae
Product: protein FAM227B-like
Exons: 15
Coding region: 88-1650 (520 amino acids)
Source: RefSeq, a predicted model, not a curated record
AACAUGCUGACUGAGUCUGAGAGGAGGUUUACACACUUUAAAAAAAUAUAUAAAUGACCGUGGAUAAAUUAAACCUAAAGAUACAAAAUGUCAAUGAAUUCAAAUGACGCAGAAAUCCCUAUCGACUCAUUCGAGGAAUUCCUUAGACGUCAAAAACUGGUAGAGUGGCCUGAGACUAUCAGGAAAUAUGUGCAGUUGCCAUCAGACUACCAUUUCAACUCUGUAGAGGAAAUAGACGAGUAUUUGAAAAAAAUGGUACCAUUUCCAGUGGAAAUAGCUACAUCUAUCUCAACGCUUGUAGAUGAAGUAUGGGGGAGAGUGAAGGAAAAUGAUGCCAUUUUAUCAAAAGCUUUUAUUAAACCAACAGGAUGUCGAACCAGAGCCACACCCAAAUCAAACAAUCACCCUUAUCCAGACUUAGUUGCAAAAGCACAUAAGAAAAUUAAAGAACAGAUUGAAACAGUGCCCCUGUGUCCAGAUGUCAUGGAGUUUGAAUUCCCUGGAUUUUCAAAUUUAGAGCAUACUGAUAUUCCAGGGCUUCCCAGUACUUCUCUGCAUUUGGACCAUAUUUCAGAGGCACAAGGCUUUAAUCCAGGCUUCUUGAAAAUCUGGAAACCAUUUUUUCUCUCUGAGCAUUCCAUCAUUGUCUUCAAGGAUACAUUUUGGUGGUUUUUCCUUCAUCGUUUUAAGCCCAGUCCAGAGGAUGAAAGUGCCCUAUUUGACUCUAUCGCUACUGGAUUUGUCUCACUUCUGUUGAUGGUUUUCAAUGAUGUGAAAGACAAAUUAUUCAAGGUCUACGCUGACUGUUUAGCUCAGGCAAUUUAUGCUGCUUUCUGUGGGGCGUUUCCACAGUCAAAGGAGCAUUUUCAUGAUGACUUCAAAACUGAGCUGACUGAGGUGACCUCUCUGUGGGUAUCAGGUGUAAAGCCCAAACUUUUGUCAUGGAAGAACUGGAAACUUCAGUGGUCGACUCCAGCAAAGGAUGCUGUCAAGACAAAAAAAGCCUCAGUUUGCGACUUCCAGGCCGACCUGACCGAGCGCAUUGCCAGUGCCAUGAGGUCCGGCGUGGUGCAGGCCCACACCCCCACCAUCAGCAGGAGAAGCUGCGCUGAGGUGGGCAGCCAUGGCAGGAACCGAGAGUCACACUACAUUGGCCCGGGACCUCAGUUUGACCAUAUCUACUUCAAGCCCUGGGGUCAGAGCCCACUGGUGGCCCGCUACCUCCAGCUCCAUGGCAUCCCCUCCACGGCCGGCUCCAGCUCACGCAAGGUCAAGCGCACAGAGAUCGCCACGGUACCUCCAGAGAAACCCACGUACCAGGAAGUGAUCAGUGAAACGCAGGGCAAGAUCAGCAAAUGGCGCUGGAAUUAUAACCAGUUUUCUAAGCAGACCAAUGAGGCAAUUGCUGGGAUACACAAGAGAAGGCACCUCAAAUUUGUGGAAAUAAAUAGGCUUCAGAAGCAGCUAAUGAACAGAGCAGAGAUAAAAAUCUACAGUGAUGGCAUCAUGAACAAAUGGCACUGUGCUGCAGACAGUACGAACCACAGACAUCGGCUGAAGCCCAGCGCUGGCCAGAAGGGUGACUCAGACGAGAGCCGAAACGCAGAGGAGAACCCCAAAGCCCCCGAGCAGCCGGGGGAGCAGGCCUGACCACACGGCUCUCACAUUCAUUUACACAGCACAGCUUCCAAGUCUUUUGUUUAAAAAAUAUGCGUGUCAGGAACAAAAAUCCUUCAAGUGUCUGUGAAAUCCUUCACAUUUUUGGCUCUAGGCUCUUUAAGGCUUUAAGAAUAAAUGCUAUUUAGUUCAUGUCCAUUAGUUUUACAGCAAAUUUGAGAAAUAAUACUAGUUUUACUCCUGUAGCUGUUUUUAACGACAGGCCAAAAAGCCAGUGGCUAACGCGUAUUUGCUAGCUGUGUUUAUGUUGCAUGAGUGUUGUGCUGCGAGGUAUGGGCUGGACAGACUGGCCUGUUACCUGUCAAAGAGGCAUCAGGGAAGUAAGCAUUUUAUGACAGAGGCGACACACUGGCAUGACAACCCUACAUCCUGUUCCACGGGAAGUCAUAAAAGAGGGGCCUCUCCUGGAGUUAGAUUACCUUCUACUGUAGUAUAGCUGGUAGUGUCCUCUCUCUCUCUCUUUAUCUGUCUGUCUUUCUCUCUCUCUCUCUGACCCUCCCCUUUAUGUCUUUCUCUGACAUAAGGAGCAAGUGUGUGAAGUGCUUGAUAGUAAAUCUGUAAAUGUGCAGUAAUAUCCAUGAACUUAAAUUGAUGGGGGUCAUGCACCCCAUAGUUUUUUUUUAUAUUCGGCGUACAGCUUUGAAUAGGCAUGCUGAAUAUCAUUUAGCUCAUAUAGGUUGCAAUGAAAACACAAAUCUGUAUUGUUUUUACAAAUGUAAAUUAAAUAUGUGCUUCAAGUCAAAAAUAGCCAUACCACAGGCUGAUUAUCUCCAUGCAUUAAUGCAUAGAAUUAUUUAGUUAAAUACUACCAUAAAUACUGAUGAUUUCAUGUUUUACAUCCUACGUACGAUGUCCUUGCCAAGUCCUUGCCAAAGAUUGAAAAACUUAAUUUCUUAUAAAUUCUCAAUAAACAAAUAAAAGCUGUGCCAUUUUAGAAUGUUUAUCUGAACCCUCAUAGCUCUUAAGCAACAUUGUCCUUAUAAAUAUAAAGCUAUGACUGAUGACAUUAGAUCAUACUUUGCACAGUGUUUUAGUGUUUGGAAAGGUUAAAACAAAGAGGAUAUCUCAUAGUGAAUCAGGGUUUGGACCUCUGGAGCCUCUGGGGAACACAGUCAUAGCCUUGCGUUAGGUCAACAAAUGGGGAUGGAUUGUUUUUUAAUUGCAGGGGUUGAGCGAACGGAAGCUGUUGUUGGAGCGAAUAUGCCCACCACCUGUUUGUUGAAUUUGCCCACCACCUGAUUCCAACUGCUCUGGUUCUCUUCAUUGAUUUAUUUCAAUUUAUUUUACCCAGGCCCUGGAAUAUAGCGCAUUACCGUUGAUGUGUUGCUUGGCUGUAGUCUUCUAAUUCAACACAGAUGAAAGGCUUUCUAGUUUAUAUGGUAACAAGAAGAAAAUUGACAAAUGCAUAUAUAUAUAUAUAUAUAUUGGUAACGUGUGUAUAUAUAUAUAUAUAUAUAUAUGUGUUAGCAUGCUCUAGUCUGCUACACAUGAAAAGGGAUUCUUUUGUGGCCAUUUGUUUUACCACCGAUUAAAUUGCUCUGUAGUUUCGGCCCCGAUGGUCUAAGUGUGUGUCUGUGUGUGUGUCUGUGUGAAAGCUGUCUGUGAUUAUGGGUCAUACUUCUCCACAAUGACCAAUGCCAGCCCCUGUCGCCCCAACCAGUUGAGCACACUCUGAGCGUGAGAGCGUCUGUGCCGGCGCACACUCUCCCCGUCUCCUGCACGGUGCAGUGCGGCCGAGGGCCGUGGGGUCAGACCACGUCUGGCCACGGUCACCAUCAAAACCUGUGAAAGUGUUUCAUUAACACUGACUGGCCAGCCAGCAGAGCAGCAGCUCUGAGCGUGUGAGGGAGAAAUAUGGGCAGCAGGUGGUGACCAGGGCAGGGCAGGGCAGGGCAAAGGCAGGUUGAGUGAUCUGAGGUCAGACGGAGCCCAUGGACAUGCACGCACGUGAGGUGUGUGGCUCCAGGAAACAGCUUUUGUAAUCAAUUAUGCCUUAGAGCUCUGCUUCCUCUGAGGUGGACUAACACCUCCUGGAUGGAAUGGGAUGGGGAAAACAGGCCAGAGCCAGAGGACUAUACGUGUGUUAGAGUUCACCUGUAUAAUAUGCCCUAUCUUAGCAUAAUUAACUAAUGUUUCUAAUAUGCUCAACUUACAGAAGCCUGUGUAUGAUUUUAAUAAUGGCUUCUUAAAGAAAUGCCAUGUGCUGUUAGCUCUUCUAUCAGUGGAGCCGUCUUUACUAAACAAGACAUUGCAUACCUAACAGAGGAUGACAAGGUGGAGGACAAAAAAACCCUUUAGUAAACAGUUGAAGGAAAAUGUUGGAAUAGCAUGGCCUUGCAGAUCACUUCCCCGAGUGGGCCAAUUGCUCAAUGUGCUUUCACUCAGGCCAUAUCUGGAGUUGCGUGAGAGAUUUCCAUAUCUCACACAGUCUUGUAAAUCACAAUUGAACAGUAGUAACUCAAAGAAUGAACCCCAAACACGGCUGGUUUCAAUUUCAGCCGCUGUGUCCUGCCAAGACUGGGACUGACUCAGAGACCACCCUUUGGUAGAGUGAGACUUAACUGGCCAGUUCACCUCAGAGUGCUCCAGUGCUGGGCUGCCCUCCUCACGUCAUGCCUCAGUGGCCCAGACUGAGCCCCCAGCCGAGGGAGCGCUGAAACAGACACGCACGCACACUUGCGUUCACACACACUCACACUCAUUCACACUCACACUCACACUCACCAGGCACUGCGCUGCUCAGCACUUGCCAUUCAUUUGCCAGGUCCACAAAAAAUCAUUAGCAUCUGCCAGCACGUGUGGAAUGCUUGUAUUCUGAGCUCUAAUCAGUUUACAAGCCACAGGUACAUCGCACCUCAGAUGUUAAAGCCCUUAAUAUGUGGGUUGAGAAGGAAACAGAACCUCUUGGCAUCAUUUUUGCACAGCCUACGUGUUUACAUUAAAUCGAAAAUGAAGGCGUGCCGAAAAAUAAAUGAACCAGAAGACGUUUGUUUGAAGUUCUCAGAAGUGUCAAAUGUUGCCAAAUGGACACAAAUCUUGUAUUUUGAAGAAGGUUAUUGAGCAUACUCUUACGCCCAAAAAGUCCCUAAGAUGAGAAUCACUCCAUUUAUCACACAUGUUCUUAAAAGAUCACUAGGCACAGGGAACCGAAUGUCAUUAACAUGUUCCUUCCCUUUACGGUCACAGUAGUUCAGUGUUUUCAGUCUCUCAUUUUGAAGUUCACUAAAUGGUUUGUUAUCUCCUUGGAUGUGUGUUAGAUGUCGAUCAAAGUUCACUGAUUCGUUGCCUUGGAGUCUUGGCUUUUUGGGGGAGUUUGGGUGAGGUUAUUAUGAAUUGUCCCUUAAGGUGUUGACCCUUUGAUGUGCCUUGGUAGCCACUCAGGGCCAUAUCAUUAAACAUUCUUUAGAGCUCGGUCACACAGGCCUGGUCUUGGCACGCG